CAUAAAGGAAGCUACGACUGUCCUCACACAAACAGCAGCAGCAGACUUACACAGGAUGAAGAUGUUUGGAAGAAUGAUGAGCUGCUGUGUGGCUCUCCUCCUGACCUUCAGCUCUGUGUCAGCUGUAAGACGAGCGCUCAACUCAAUCACUGAUCUGAGGUCAGUAGGCUUUGGCCAGUCUGUGCCUGAGCAGAGCCUCUGGUUGCUCCACUGGUUUGCCAAUGAAAUUGACAUUGACAUAAACGGUGAGAUAAGUCUGACCUUUGACCCAAAUAGUUUUGAUUAUGGCUCACAUCAUUAUGGAAACUAUGAAGAGGUGUUGGGUCAACCGCCGAGGGGAUAUCAGUACUACAGUCUUGGUAAUAUCCAUCGACAAGGAUCUCUGCGGCUUCCACAGCAUGUCAUCCAAUCAGAGGAUGAGAACGGCAACAGGGCUCGGAUCAUAAUCAGAGUCUGGGAGCCAAACCAUGGACGGCAAACUUCACAGAUAAUAGACCGAGUCUAUAUCACACAGCAUUAUGAGACAUCUGAACAUCGAGGGACAGCGUAUGAUCCAGAACAUACAUAUGAGAUCACUACUAACCUCUUAAGAGCGAUCAGUAAGUUUUCCAUUAACAAUGAUAACAUCAAUUUACUGAUGUUUCUCAGAAACCACUUUAGAAGCAGCGCUGAUGACUCCCAGUUAUUGGAGAUAAGAAACACGUGGGGUGACCUCGCUUGUCUUGGACUGUUGCUGUUCAUUGUGAUCCAGAAGAGCAAUUCCUCUCAUGAACACAACAACAGACGGCAGCCAUCACAGAGAAGCAACGCACCAAGUGAUGCUGUGCUCAAUAUCACAGAGAGCAGGCAACAAGAUGCUUUUGUCUUCCCAGAAAGCUUCAACUCUACUUUGCAGGACGACAACACCUCUGUUUGUUCUUUGAUCUGUGCUGUCAUGAUUAUUGUUUGUUUCAUUGUUGGUAUUCUAUAUAGGGCAUUAUCACCUAAACAUUAAUUUAACUACAAUCAUUGUCAACACACAGAUUAAAAUGAAAUUUCUCACUUGUGGGACUAAUAAAGGAAUCUUAUCUUAUUAAAUUGAACUUUUCUAUUACAGUGUACUGCCACUGACUGCAAAACCCUUGAGCAAACAGUAUUUCACCAUUAAUCUUCUUCCUGCUGUCCUGAUACGCUCCCCGACAGGUUUUUCUUUUCUUUUCCAAAGCUCAGCCCCUAAAUUCUUUUUCAUUUAUCCAUAAGAUUGUUGAAAAAGUAAAUUCUUUUUAUUGGGCAAAUUUUGUUUAAUCUGCCUAUGCUUCCUUUAAUAGAGGGUGGCUUAACAUAACUAUGACCAUACCCUGAUUUAAAGCUGUAACUGAGUCAGCUAAUUUAUGGAUUUAUUUCUUGUUUGACUCUUGCCAUGCUCUUUUUGAAGUAGAGCUUGUCACCUGGUGGUGCCUUGAUGUGAAACAAAGACGGUGAUAUGACGAUUAGUUGCUCUGUUGCCCACUGCUCAAACAAAUUGCCUCAGAUUUUUUCCCAGCUUUGUCUAUUUCUAUUUUAAUAAUCAUGUAAUUUUUAAAUUAACACCACAUCAUCUCAUAUUUCACAACUUUACUGUAAAAGGGUUUAUUCAUUGUAUAGGAAAUAAACUCAGUUAGUUUGAUCUCACAUUGUGUGAUAAAAAGAAAAACAAAUUACCACCAGAAGACAAGAAUUACUGGGUUAUUACGUUGACUCCAUGUCCUGAGAAUCAGGCAGCUACAACACUUUGGUACAACCAGUUGAAUGACAGUUAUUCCAUUGUACACUUUGUCUCGAUGUGUUUAACUUCACCUGCUGUGCUAUAUUUGUAAACCUUCAAAAUCUACCUGUAGAAACAGUUGAAAUUAUUUUCACAUAAAUACAAACUUCAAACAUUGGACCAUGAAGGGCUCAGAGUCUUCAGGGUUUCACUUCUGCACAGGUGUUAAAUUUAUUUUUAGGAUGCAAGACUAGAGUAAAAACUGUCAGUGACCAACACAUCUUUAACAGGAGCUGAAGAAGACGUCAGAAUAUUAUAUUGAAAAGGUGUUUCCUUGCUUGGACUGAAAACCUGAAAGACUUAGAUGCCGGUCCCACAUUAUACAAUUAAAACUGCAUUCAUCAAAACAUCAGAUAACACCAAACAGCAAGACACUGUGUGAUGUAAAUGAAAAGUUUGCAAGUUCAAUAAAUUAAUGUAUUGUGGCAUAUGUGUUUGUAAAAGU
This is a messenger RNA of Haplochromis burtoni (Burton's mouthbrooder), 2228 nucleotides long. RefSeq lists its product as uncharacterized. NCBI's taxonomy places the organism in Eukaryota, Metazoa, Chordata, Actinopteri, Cichliformes, Cichlidae. The coding region runs from base 56 to 994 and encodes 312 amino acids. The record is from RefSeq and is a predicted model, not a curated record. The transcript has 2 exons.